AUGUCGACCUCCGCCUCCUCCCCACAAGAACUCCGGGAUGAGAUCAAGGUUCUCGAUGUCAAGCCCGUGAAUCAGACUAUCCAGCAGAUUCGCUCGCUCGCCGCGGGUGCUGCCGGUGGUCUCUGUGCCGUCGUCGUGGGACAUCCCUUCGACUUGGUCAAGGUGCGCCUGCAGACCGCCGAGAAGGGCGUUUAUGCGGGUGCAAUGGAUGUCGUGCGGAAGACGGUUGCCCGUGAGGGUUUGGCUCGGGGUCUGUACGCGGGUGUGUCUGCCCCGCUAGUUGGUGUCACUCCGAUGUUUGCUGUCAGCUUCUGGGGUUACGACGUUGGCAAGAGCCUGGUCGAAAAGGCCUCCGUUGUUCCAGUGGUAAACGGCACCCCCCAGUUCUCUAUCGCUCAAAUCUCCGCCGCGGGUUUCUUCUCCGCCAUCCCCAUGACCCUGAUUACCGCCCCCUUCGAGCGCGUCAAGGUCCUCCUUCAGAUCCAGGGUCAGAACCCGCCCCCGCCGGGCCAGAAGCCCAAGUACUCCGGCGGUGUGGACGUUGUUCGCCAGCUGUACAAGGAGGGUGGUAUCCGCAGUGUCUUCCGUGGCAGCGCCAUGACGCUAGCCCGUGAUGGUCCCGGAUCGGCGGCCUACUUCGCCGCGUACGAGUACAUCAAGCGGUCUUUGACUCCCAAGGAUGCCAAUGGAAAUGUCACCGGCGAGCUGUCCCUGACGGCGGUUGUCGCUGCGGGUGGUGCCGCCGGUAUUGCCAUGUGGAUUCCCGUUUUCCCCGUCGACACGAUCAAGUCCCGUCUGCAGAGUGCACCGGGUAAGCCGACUAUUGGCGGCACCGUCCGGGCCGUGUAUGCCAGCGGUGGUUUCAAGGCCUUCUUCCCUGGUUUCGGUCCUGCGCUGGCUCGUGCCGUGCCUGCUAACGCGGCUACUUUCUUGGGUGUCGAGCUCGCGCACAAGUUCAUGAAGAAGAUGUUCGACUAA
Molecule: messenger RNA, 978 nt
Organism: Penicillium cataractarum
Lineage: Eukaryota; Fungi; Ascomycota; Eurotiomycetes; Eurotiales; Aspergillaceae
Product: carnitine:acyl carnitine antiporter
Exons: 5
Coding region: 1-978 (325 amino acids)
Biological process (GO): carnitine transmembrane transport; mitochondrial transport
Cellular component (GO): mitochondrial envelope
Molecular function (GO): O-acyl-L-carnitine transmembrane transporter activity
Source: RefSeq, a predicted model, not a curated record